This is a messenger RNA of Trematomus bernacchii (emerald rockcod), 3192 nucleotides long. It is a transcript of the gene anos1b, whose product is annotated as anosmin 1b. The record is from RefSeq and is a predicted model, not a curated record. Gene Ontology annotation, cellular component: extracellular region; cell surface. The transcript is spliced from 15 exons. Gene Ontology annotation, molecular function: protein binding; peptidase inhibitor activity. Gene Ontology annotation, biological process: neuron differentiation. NCBI's taxonomy places the organism in Eukaryota, Metazoa, Chordata, Actinopteri, Perciformes, Nototheniidae. Bases 118 to 2265 code for a protein of 715 amino acids.
UCUGAACUUAAAGGGUCGCAAGAGCAGUGCGUUGACGAGCCGGAAACGAGGAAGAAAGGUCUGCCGUUUAAUUUGCGCGUCCCUUUAUUUUGUCUUCUUGUAUUGCCGCACGGUGUAAUGUCUGUGUGUCGGGCCGCUUUGGUACUCCUCUGCUCGGUGUUGGCGGUGACUCUUGCCCGCAGGAGUUCACCGGAGCAGGAGGAUGUUCAGGAGAAAAUCAACAGCGCCAGAUGCACCUCCAGGUGCCUCUCUCUGCACAUGACGCAGCUCACCGUUGCCUUCAGACACCUACAGAGUGACCAUGUUCUGGUUUGGUGUGAAAACCACAGACGCUGUGCGCAGUGCCUUCAGCCAUGCAAAGAACUGUGGGAAACCAGGAAGGUGCAUUCACCAAAGUCGUGUGAGAAGCAGACCGAGUGUGUGACGAGCCGGGAGUUUCUGACCUCUCUGAGGUCAUCUCGUCAGGGGGACUGCCCUCCGCCUCAAAAAGCCACCGGAUUUGCUGCGGCCUGCGUGGAGAGCUGCUCGUCAGACCAGCAUUGUCCCUCCCCCAGGAAAUGCUGCUCUAAUGGCUGUGGGCACACAUGCCAAGCACCAGCCAAUCUAUAUAAAGGGGUUCCUCUGAAGCCUCGCAGAGAGAUGAGCUUCGUGGAGGAUUCAGAGGGUCGUGUUCGGGUGGUGUGGGUCUCCAAAUUUAAUGUCAGCAUUGAGCCGGUCGUCUACAUGCUCCAGUCCCGCUGGAACGCCGGGAUCCAUCCCAGCGAGGACCAUGCCUCUCCAUGGACUACUGUUGCCAUGACCCUUUCUGAAGAUGCCAGACUGACAGAUCUGAGAUCUCAGCGCUGGUACCAGUUCAAAGUAGCAGCCAUCAACAGCCACGGCAGCAGAGGCUUCACCACACCCAGCAAACACCACAUCUCCAGUAAAGACCCCUCCACUCCAGAGCAUCCAAUAAAUGUGAGAGUGAUCAACCAGACUCUAGACUGGACGGGUUCACAACCGGGCAUCAAGCUCCCUGAAAGGUCGAGGGGAAGUGGGGUCAAAGUGUCCGUGUUAUUAAGCUGGGAGCCCCCCGGAGAGGGAGACCUGCCAGUCCACAACUACAGAGUCACCUGGAUGCCUCGACAUGCACAUACUGCGCACAAACAUACACACACCCUUAAUGCGCAAACACAUACAGUGCACAAUAACAUGCACACACAUCAUUCACACUCACGCACACCAGAACAGAGUAAAAAGGAGAGCAACAGCAGAGUGACUCAGGGGGCACAGUGUGAGAUGUGGCUGCAGGGUCUGUUGCCAGCUACUUCCUACUUCUUUUCCGUCCAGACGGUGGCCUACUGGGGUCAGAAGAGGCUGAAAAGCCCCAGAGCCCAAAUUGUCAUCAACACAAUAAGUCAUACAGGUGAAGAAUUCUCCAAUGAGCUCCCAUCUUCAUCAUCCUCAUCAUCUCUUCCCUCUUCACCUUCCCUCUCAUCCUCCUCUCCUUCCUCCCCUGACAUCUCCCUCUCCCCCUCUCUGCCUCACCCUGAAUCCUCCCUUAACCCUGGUAACCUGCGCCUGGAGGUCGCCGCCCCUCAUUACCAUGACGACCAGCUGCAGGUGAAGGUGUUCUGGAAGUGGCCUCACCACGGCAAGCAGAAACAUCGGGGUCCAUACAUUUUGCGAUGGCGUCCACAUACCUGCAGUACAAAUAUUACAAGCACAGACAGAACCACAACUGUUCAGGGCACCCAUCACACCAUCACAGGCCUGCAGUUUGCCUGUAAGUACAGGGUGGCCGUAUCAACGAAGGCUGACCCGGGGACAGAGGCCCUCGCCUGGGUUACAACCCCGACCUGCUCCUCCAUCAAGGUUAGAGGAGGUAAAGCGUUGCCCUGCAACAAUGAAGAGCGCCUCCUGGCAGGCAGAAAGGUGGUACUGCGUCCAGAAAGACUGACCGCAGACUUCCAACAAGUCAAUGGCACCCUGCUCACGACGCUUCGCUGGAGGAUGUCCCAGCAUGCACUUGACCCUGCAGCUGUGGAGGGCUUCCAGUUCACCUGGACGCUGCAAUCAGGGGUUACCACGGCAACAGAGGGGCAGGACGACACACUUAUCUCCCAGACGCAGACAAUCGCACCGUAUCAGCGGUCUGUGCCACUUUAUGGUCUUCAGGCUGACAGUGUUUACCAGCUGCAGCUCCAGGUGCUAACAGCAGGGGGAAACAAAGGGGCCACAGUCUUCAAGACCAUACACACUCCAGCUAUCAACGCCACACUCUGAUCGGCCCAAACUCUGCAGAUGUCAUCAUCUGCCGCACCAAGCUCUUGAACAUCCCCAACACCCACUUCUCUACUGUCUAUAGUGCAACAUGUUUAUCAUAGCAGUUCAAGUGCAGACAACAUGAGCUGUACAAUAUAGAAUGCAACUGUGUAAAAGUGAUCACUCUCAUAUAAACCAUUGUUCCUACCCUCUUUAAUCACAAUAUCAGGAUGGUUGUGAGCUUGUUCUAAUGGGAAAUAAAUCAUUCAUCUUUUCGAUGAAUAAUAUUUCAGCUGAUCCAAAAGACAUGGCCUAAAUCUUUAUUUUUCUGUACAAAUUGUAAAGAAAUAACUGUACCUGCACAUGGUUCCAAUAUAAAAAGCGACUUAAGUAAAGACACAUCUACCCCUAAACAAUAUUUUCCUAUAUUUUUAAUUAAAAAUGCAAGCUUUUCAAAAGAUUUCCUCUAUCUAUAUUAAUGCAGGACAUGUAUGUGAAAAGUUAGGUGUUUAGAUUUAUUUCUCAACAUCACUGGAGCCCAAUGACACUUGUAAAGAGACUUAUUAUGCCUGUUGUUUUUGAUCAUGCAAGUAGAGAAUGGUAUAUAGCACUGACCUUAUGUACAAAUGGAAAUGUAUAGCAACAGACUGACUUUGUUUAUUUCAAUACAUAAUCUGCUGCAAUAACUUUGAAGCCGAAGUGUCUGAGUGGGUGAGCGUAAACUUUGAAUUAAGCUCAAAUAUAUUUUGAAUAUGUUUUUUGUUGGUUAAAAAAAAAGAAUAAGGUAAUGCUGUGGUAGAUUUCUUAGUUUUACAAAAGUCAUUGCUAUGAAAAUGUUGGAAACUACUGGUCUAAAGCAACCAGUUAACAUUAUGUUAAUAUUCUCUUUUUUACUUUUUUUUUUACAUUUUACUGUUGAUAAUUUUGUACUUAAUUUCUUUACUUUUG